Molecule: messenger RNA, 5005 nt
Organism: Rana temporaria (common frog)
Lineage: Eukaryota; Metazoa; Chordata; Amphibia; Anura; Ranidae
Gene: PLXND1
Product: plexin D1
Biological process (GO): regulation of cell migration; positive regulation of axonogenesis; regulation of cell shape
Cellular component (GO): semaphorin receptor complex
Molecular function (GO): protein binding; semaphorin receptor activity
Source: RefSeq, a predicted model, not a curated record
GACGGCGGAGCGGUGGUGCCAUGCAGGGCUGUCAUUGUGGCCCCCGAAGUUGAAGGACCCCCUCCUCCCCCCGUGCCCAUUCAUGGCUCUGUGGACUCUGCUGCUCUUCUUGCACCUUGUGGGCUCCGCGGCCGACCUGCUGCUCCUCAGCACGUUCCGCUCCGCGCAGCCCACCAACAACUUCGCGGUGGACUCGGCGGGGCGGCGGAUGUACCUGGCGGCGGUGAACCGGCUGUACCAGCUGCGGAGCGGGGAUCUGCGGGCGGAGGUGGCGGAGGUGACCGGUCCGGUGCUGGACUCCCCGCUCUGCCACGCUCCGCAGGUCCCGGACUCUAUCUGUGACGUUCCGCGGGCUCUAACCCCCAACUACAACAAGAUCCUGGAGCUGGACGAGGAGCAGGGGCUCCUACUGACCUGCGGAUCAGUCUACCAGGGGCUGUGCCAAUUCAGGCUCCCGAGCAACAUCUCCCUGCUGGCGGUGCCGUUCCCCCCGAGCAACGUGGUGCCCAGCAUGCUGAACGUCGCCGCCAACCAUGCCAACGCCUCCACCGUGGGGCUCCUGCUGAAGGGCCCCGACACCAGGCUCCUGGUCGGGGCCAGCUACACCGGGUACGGCAGCCAGUUCUUCUUCUGGAACCAGAGCGUGGUGGACCACCGGUUCGAGAACAGCCCCGAGAUCUCCAUCCGGGCCCUGAACACCGCCACCCCCACCAAGCUCUUCACCUUCGACAUCAGCCCCUCCGACGACAACAUCUUCAAGGUGAAGCAGGGCAACAAGCGGAACAUCCGACUGGUCUUCAUCCGGGCUUUCCAACAGGACGGCUUCGGCUACCUCGCCAUGAACCUAGAGCCCGCCCCCGCGGGGAAGGAGAGCCGGCCCAGCAGCGCCAUCGCACGCCUCUGCCUGACGCCGGAUCCGCGGGGGGACACCCGCAAGCUCACCGAGUCCUACAUCCAGCUGGGCCUGCGCUGCGAGGGGCCCGAGGGGGCCCUGUACGGGCGUUUGGUGUCUGUUUUCGCGGAGCCUGGAAGGAUGUUUGGGGUGUUCGAGGGUCAGAAGGAUAUGGCGGUGUGCGCUUACCGGCUCCGCGACGUGGGGAAGGAGAUCCGCGAGGCGCGGAGCAGCUGUUUCGAAAAGAAGGAUGAUGGGGAGGUGCUGGUGCAGGUGCUGGAUAGUGUGGUGCAAGGCGGAGGGCCCAAGUGUGCAGGGAAGAGCACCAAUAGUGAGAGGAGCAUCAAGCUGCAGGAAGAACAGUUGGAUUGUGGGGCCGCGCAUCUCCAGCACCCGCUCACCAUCAAUCGGCCUCUGUCUGCCACCCCGCUCUUCAAGGCUCCCGGACUGACCUCGGUGGCGGUGGCCAACGUUAGCGGCUACACGGUGGCCUUCCUCGGCACGGCAGGUGGACAGCUUCUCAAGAUCACUCUGGACGAUGACAUGAAAAUCGUGAGCCGCCAGUCCCUUCUGAUAGCGCGAGGGGAGCCGAUCCACCACAUCAUGCGAUUCCACCCCGUGACUCCCACCCACCUCUACGUCAUGACCACCCAUCAGAUGGCGAAGGUCAAAGUGGCCGAUUGCAACAAGUUCCAAACCUGCGCAGAGUGUCUGGAGGCAGCCGAUGCCUAUUGUGGUUGGUGCACCAUGGAAGCCAGGUGCUCCAUGCAACAAGAAUGCUCUAAUUCUGAAGAGGGGGCGUUCUGGACCAAUCCGAGGGGAGGGGUGCCGCAGUGUCCGGCGGUCGGAAUUAUCCCGGAUAAAAUCGACUUCGCCUCCGAGACUCAGACAAUCCUUCUCCAAAUCACUGGAAACCUCCCCAGUCUUCAGUUGAUGAACUCUUCCUGUGACUAUGGGAACGGCAUUCACUUGCCGGCCAGGAUUGUGGAUGACGCUGAAGAACAGUGGGCUCACUGCGCCUUCCUUCCACGGAAAAACUUCCCGGAAUUCCCCGCCAACCAAGAUCACGUAAACGUCACUCUGGGCGUCACCGUUGGAGGGAUCCAUAUUGCCGAAAGCAAUUUCAUUAUAUAUGACUGUGAGAGGACCGUCGACAUCCAUCCGAAAACAUCGUGCACCAGCUGUGUGACAUCGGUGUGGCCCUGUAAAUGGUGUGUGAGCCAACACAAGUGUUCCUCCAAUAGUUCCCGGUGUGACUCUACUGUUGAGAGUACAGAAGACUGCCCCCAGAUAACGACCACCUACCUGCCUCCCACACCGACCGGCAUCGCCACAGAGGUCACCCUGUCCUUGGCCAACGUCAACCUGACAAAGGAUCUGGGCCUGGAAUGUGACUUUGGACCACAACAGACCUUCCCGGCCAAGUGGGUGAAUUCCUCCUCCGUCUCAUGCAGCAAUGUCCUGCUCCAAACUUCAGAAAGCAGCCGGAAAUUUCAAGUGAACCUGCAGCUCAUCAACCACCCCGGAAAGUUCCUUGACAAUCCCAACGCGGUAACCGUGGAAGUUUACAACUGUGCAUCUGAGACCAACGACUGUUCCCUGUGCCUCGGACGCACGGAUUUAGGGCACCUGUGCGCUUGGAGUGACAGCAGCGCCUCCUGCAGACUGAAAAGUGAAUCACUUCCUGUUCAGGGCACUUGCCCUGCCCCUGAGAUCUGGAAGAUAGAGCCAGUGAACGGACCUUUGCUUGGCGGCACUCUGCUGACAAUCCUCGGACGCAAUCUGGGCAGCCGCCACAGCGACAUCGCGGACAAGGUGAGGAUCGGAGACGUCCCCUGUACGCCCAUCGCAGACAGAUACCUGGUGUCACAAGAGAUCGUCUGUGUGACGGGGGCGUCCGCUCGUGAGCUGAGCGAUUGGGUGAUCCUGGACAUCAAUGGAGGGGGACACUCAAAGGAGAAAUAUUCCUUUCUGGUGCCAAAGAUAUAUUCCAUGUUCCCAAGUCUUGGCCCAAAAGCUGGAGGAACCAAAAUCACCAUUUCCGGGGACCAGCUUGACAUCGGUGGAGACGUGCGCGUCCUGUUUGAUGACACCCUGGAGUGCCGAGACCUUGUACGCACAGAGAACCUCAUCCGUUGCACCGUUCCAUCAAUGGGCCUCCUUCCCAACACCAAUGUCACUGUUUGUGUCCAGUUCGAAAGAAGCGCGUGUCUAGAUCAGAAUUUCACUUUCCAAUACAAGGAGAACCCAGUCAUCAAAACCAUGGAGCCCAGAAGCAGCCACAUGAGUGGAGGUCGAAUCAUCACUCUCACUGGAGAACGGUUCGGCUUGAUUCAAGAUGUGAAGAUAAAGAUUAAAAACCAUAAUGGAGGACAAUUGAACUGCACGGUUAUCAGUGACACUGUGAUCACCUGCCCUUCCCCCACGGCGCCCAACACCACCAUGGAGAAAAUAAACAUGAGCGUGUCCUUCUACGUCAACGGUGUCUAUGAUCUGUCCAACGAGGAACUUGGGGAGGACCCAUCAGAGAAGCGAUCCUUGAAAAGCAAGUUCAGCCUGGAAUAUCAACCCAACCCUGUGUUCUACACCUCCCAGAGGGAGAAGUUGAUCAAACACCAUGUUGGAGAACCUUUGACUUUGGUGAUACAUAAAGAACACGAUGACCUGGGCCUGAGAGAGGACGAGUAUCAAGUCAAGGUUGGCCAUACUCCAUGUGAUCUGAUAGUUUUCAAUGACAAAGUCAUCCACUGCACCAUCAACGGGUCACUGGAUUCCUCAGAGCGCUACCAACCUGUUACUGUACAAGUCGGUAAAUACAACCAGACCAUCACCAUGCUUCACCUGGCUGGCAUAGAUACGUCAAUCAUUGUGUCCGUCAUUAUCUGUAGCAUAUUGUUGCUUCUGUCUGUGGUGGCGCUGUUUGUCUUUUGCACCAAAAGCCGGCGAGCUGAACGCUAUUGGCAGAAAACACUCGUACAAAUGGAAGAGAUGGAGUCCCAGAUCCGGGAUGAGAUCAGAAAAGGAUUCGCCGAGCUGCAGACAGAUAUGACGGAUCUCACCAAAGAACUGAACCGCAGCCAGGGAAUACCAUUCCUGGAGUACAAGCAUUUUGUGACCCGCACCUUCUUCCCAAAGUGUUCUUCCUUGUAUGAGGAUCGCUACACCGUGCCCAUGCAGAACUUCAACUCCCAACUGAAGAUUUCAGUGCCUGAGACCCACCCGCUGCUGUCCGAAGACUGGAGGGUCCCAGAAAGCUGUCGAUCAAAUAUGGAGGAGGGGAUCGUCACGCUGUCAACUCUCUUGAGCAAUCGCCAUUUCUUGGUGACCUUCAUCCAUGCGAUGGAGAUGCAGAAGGACUUUGCUGUGAGGGACAGGUGUAACUUGGCCUCUCUGCUCACUAUCGCCCUCCAUGGCAAGUUGGAGUACUACACGAGCAUCAUGAAAGAUCUCCUGGUGGACCUCAUCGACUCGUCAGCCCCCAAGAACCCCAAGCUGAUGCUUCGCCGGACCGAGUCGGUGGUGGAGAAAAUGCUGACCAACUGGAUGUCUAUCUGCAUGUACAGCUGCCUCCGGGAAACCGUGGGAGAGCCAUUCUUCUUGCUGCUGUGCGCCAUUAAACAACAAAUCAACAAGGGCUCCAUUGAUGCCAUCACCGGGAAGGCGCGGUACACCCUGAACGAGGAGUGGCUGCUCAGAGAGAACAUUGAGGCCAAGCCAAUGAACCUCAACGUGUCCUUCCAGGUCUGCGGCAUGGACUCGCUGAGCGUGCGCGCGUUGGACACGGACACCAUCAGCCAGUGCAAAGAGAAGAUCCUGGAGGCUUUCUGCAAGAACCUGCCCUUUUCCCAGUGGCCUCAGGUGGAGGAUGUGGAUUUGGAAUGGUUUGCCUCCCUUUCCCAACCCCUUAUCCUGCGAGAUCUGGACGAUACGUCACUCAUGGAGGACGGAAGGAAGAAGCUGAACACACUCUCACAUUAUAAGGUCUGUGAUGGAGCUUCGUUGGCCAUGAGCUUGAAGGAUCAGAGAGAUAACACAUUGGGGCGAGCAAAAGACCUGGACACUGACAAGUACUUCCAUCUGGUUCUCCCCACAGAUGACGUACUGGAACACAAA